CUACUGCAAGAAUUUCAUCUUGAGUCGAAAUCACUCAUAGGUAAUUUCUAGUUUUUGUUCACGUUUUGCAUUUUAAACAGUGUAUGAGAUUUACUAGGUAUUUUUUUAAAUCUCUCGUCGCAUUGAUUCCGCCAGUUGAACUCAUCUAGUAGAUACACCCAUCUUCAAUAAACCAGCAACGCAAAUUUGAGAUCAAAAUGGGUAAUAACGCUUCCCAAGACCAGCAAAAACAACCUCCGCCACCUCCUCAGAAACAGCAACAGCAAAAGAAAGGAGGUGGACAGCAGCAGCAGCAACAGCAACAGCAACAGCAGCAGAAAAAGAAAGGAAGAGGUGCAGGAUCUGGUCGAGGUGCUGCCUCUACAGAACAAGAACCUCAGAAACAAAGCAAAGGUAAAGGAUCGACAGUCGCAUCUGGUUCUCGAGCCACUGACGACCAACCAGCUCAGCAACCUCAACGAGGACCUUCUUCUCAGCAGCCGAAAUCCGAACCUCCUGCUCAAAGUCCUCAAAAAACAGCUCAGAAAAAAGCUCAGAAAACACCAGCUCCUGCAGAACCUACUGAACCUCAACCGGUUCCUGUUACUAAACAGGCCAAAAAGAAAGGCGCAGGUGGUGCUGCUGUUGCUGAAUCACCUGCUGCUGAAUCAGCACCUCCUAAACAAGUUCAAGAACCUCCAGUAAAGGAUUCUGGCUCUUCGCAACCGACUCCUGAAGCCAAAGCUGCUGGAAAAGGUAGAGGUAAGAAGCUCGCUGCUAAACAAUCAGAAUCUGCUAAAGCAGCUGCAUCAUCGACACCGACACCGCCACCGGAAACCCCCGAGGUUGAAACUCCUGUAAAAGAACCUCCUGCACCCCAACCCGAACCUACCAAACCUGCCGGAAAAGGCCGAGGUAAAAAAGGAGCAAAUGUCGAUAAACCAUCCGAACCUCUUAAAGCAGAAACUCCAGAACCUUCGAAACCUGCUCCUAAACCAGCUCCAAGCCAGGAACCUCCUAAACCUGCCAAAUCUGCGCCUAAAUCAGCUCCAACUCCAGCCCCAGAACCUGUUGCACCCGCAGUUUCUUUUCAAGAAAAAGCCUCAAAAGAUCCUCCUCUACCAGCACCAGCCAAACCUGCCGGAAAAGGAAAAGGUAAAAAGGGAGCAAGUGCCGGAGGCGGAGCUGGUGCCGGUGAUUCUAAACCAGCAGGUUUUUCCAAAGCUACAUCUCCAGCUCAAGAUGCUCCCAAACAACCUCCGAAACCUUCUGUUGCGUAUUCUGGACCUCAAUUGCUCAUACCUCGAAGACCUCAAGGUCAAUGUAUCACUCGUCGAGCACCUUUAUUCGAGAAGAAAUUAAUUAUAGAGGUCAAUUAUUUACCUAUCAACUUCAAAGACUUCAAUUUAAAAAUCUUCCAUUACGAUGUCGAAUUCAAACCAGAUCGUCCAAAAAAUCUUUACAGGCCUGCCCUCAGAAUGCUUUUGGAUAAAUACGUUCCCAGACGUCACCCAGCCUUCGAUGGCAAGAAAAAUAUGUACGCUGGAGGUACCAAGUUGGAAUUCCCGAAUGGUGAAUCUGUUCAAGAUACAGUCGAAGUAUUCGAUCCUGAACGUGGUAAAGAAGCUGAAUUUGAAAUUACUGUCAAACUCGUUGCUCAAAAUCUUUCGUUGAGUAAGCUGGCAGAGUAUUUGAAGAGUGGAACGUCUUUGAGUAUUCCUCAAGAUGUGAUCCAAGGAGUGGAUAUUGCUUUGAGAAAUGCUCCGAUUAUGAAUCCGAAUUUUGUACCAGUUGGAAGAUCGUUUUUCGCUAUUCCAAAGCCAGACUCACAACCUACUGAUCUAGGAAAUGGAUUCGAAUUAUGGCAUGGCCAUUAUCAAAGCGCCAUCAUGUCUUGGAAACCAUAUUUAAACGUCGAUGUGGCCAACAAAGCAUUCCCUAUUGCCCAAUCUGUGAUCAAUUAUAUCUACAACGAUAUGAAAGAAGAUCCUGAAAAGCAGCUUGAACAGAGAGCAGAGUACAGAUUGCUGAGAUUUUUAAAAGGGUUGAAAGUCGAUUACAAAAUACAAUCAAAUGAUCCAAGCGGAUUUACCAAAAGGACCUACAAAGUGAAGGAUCUUGGUGCUCCACCAAACAGGCAUCGAUUUAAACCGGAGAAAGAAGGCAGUCGAGAGAUAACGGUCGAGCAAUAUUUUACCGAUGUUAAGAAAAUUAAUUUGAAGUUUCCUCAUCUUCCAACUAUUGUGACGAGUAAUCAGAACUUUUUACCCAUAGAAUUUUGUCACAUCUCACCGAAUCAAGCAGUCAUGAGGAAACUGGACGAAAAGCAAACUGCCCAAAUGGUGCGAAGUGCUGCUAAAGGAACUGAUAUACGAAGAGAUCGUAUUUUUGGAACGAUUGGUCAGUCAGGUUUUAAUAACGAUCCUUGCGCCAAAGAAUUUGGAAUUUCGCUGAGUACGAAUUUUGAAAAAGUCGAAGCUCAUAUCUUGAAAGCACCUUUGAUUCGUUACGCAAACGGCAACGUUCCGGUCAGAAAUGGCGUAUGGCAGACGAGAGGUGGAGAAAAGUUUAUCAAUUCGCCAGGAUUGGUAUCGUGGGUAAUUAUUAAUACUGAUAGAAAAAUUGGACCUCAACAAAUCAACAAUCUCGUGAAAAAUUUCAAGCAAGUGGGUGAUAAUAUCGGUAUUCCUGUGCAAGAACCCAAAGAAAUUCUCAAUGUGGGUGGCGCUAUUCGAUCUGAAGCUGAUUUUGAAAGAGAGUUCCGCAAAUUCGAUAAAGGAACUCAGAUUUUGGUCGUAAUUAUGGCACCGUUCGGUAUCGAUGAUAUUUACAGCAAAAUCAAGAGAGUAGCCGAAUUGAAAGUUGGCGUUUUAACUCAAUGCUUGAAAGCAGCCACUUGCGAUUUUCGUAAAAUGAACGCGAUGACUGCGCAGAAUAUAUUGCUGAAAAUCAAUUCCAAGAUCAGCGGAGUGAAUCACUCGUUGGCUCAAAGUGUAUUACCAACUAUUUUGAGAGAACCGGUGAUGAUCGUUGGAGCUGACGUCACCCAUCCAGCGCCUGGCACAGAUGGUCUUUCAAUCGCUGCAGUGGCAGCAUCUCAUGAUUCGUACGCCUUCAAGUACAACAUGCUGUACAAACUUCAGCCCGGUCGCCAAGAAAUGAUCGAACGUCUACAAGAGAUGAUCGAAGAACAGCUUCGAUUCUUUUACCAGAAUUGCAAAUGUAAACCGAAACGUAUAUUGUACUAUAGAGAUGGAGUCUCUGAAGGACAAUUUUUACAAGUGCUGAAUAUCGAAUUACGUUCCAUUAGAGCGGCGUGCAAGAAAUUAGAAGACGGAUAUGAGCCUGCAGUCACUUUCUUGGUGGUACAGAAACGUCACCAUACCAGAUUCUUUCCCACCGGACCCAAAGAUUGGGAUGGAGAAAAAAAUAAAAACGUGAUGGCUGGUACUUUGGUCGAUUGCACCAUAACUCAUCCAACUGAGGUUGAUUUCUAUCUUGUUUCGCAUCAGAGCAUACAGGGUACUGCUCGUCCUACCAAAUAUCACUUGUUAUGGGAUGACAAUAAAAUAGAUCAAGAUGAGCUGGAACAAUUGACUUACUAUCUGUGCCAUAUGUUUGCUCGAUGUAAUAGAUCGGUGUCCUAUCCUGCACCUACUUAUUAUGCGCAUUUAGCCGCAUUCAGAGCCAGAGCAUGGUGGGAUGGCCAACGUUAUGAUGCUUCUAAUUUGACGAAGGAGCAAGAAACCAAAGGAAGAAUUCAGGACCACAUCGUAAAGAAUGCUCCGAUGUUUUUUGUUUGAAUCGGUCACGAUAAAAUUCUAUUUACCUACCUACAUAUAAAUUUCCUGGUCAAUUGAUGUUUUUUAAAAUCAUACCUACUUCAUUUUUCGCGUGAUAAAUUUGUGAUAAAGUUGCUUAAAAAAUCGUUUUAUUCAGUGCAA
Planococcus citri (citrus mealybug) is the source of this 3923-nucleotide messenger RNA. Its product is annotated as protein argonaute-2-like. The record is from RefSeq and is a predicted model, not a curated record. The coding region runs from base 198 to 3782 and encodes 1194 amino acids. The transcript has 21 exons. Gene Ontology annotation, biological process: regulatory ncRNA-mediated post-transcriptional gene silencing. Lineage: Eukaryota; Metazoa; Arthropoda; Insecta; Hemiptera; Pseudococcidae. Gene Ontology annotation, molecular function: miRNA binding; RNA endonuclease activity; single-stranded RNA binding.